UGUCACUGUCACCUUAACAAUUCCUGGUGCAUAUUGACGCAGAAACGGCCUAAUAGCUCCGACAACGUUGCUCUUUCUCUAAACGAUGUGUCAAAACUUAAGGGUCCAAUUGAAGUGAAUGUAAGAAUGAAAAACAUGCCAAACGCAGACAUGACGUCGAAGACAUUUGUGGCAGAGCCCGUCCGCAUCCUGCACAGCCGUCCCACAACCGACAAAGCCGUCACUACGAGGCAGGUCAAGUUCGACGCUACACCCACGAGGCCCAACUCCGGUCAGAAUCCGGAGGGACCGCCCGUCUGUAAUCCGGAGUGCCAAAACGCCGGAGUUUGCUUCCAAGACCGGGAGGCCACAACUUCGAGAAGUGGGGCAGCAAAACGAUACUAUCUAAUCAUAGACAGAGUCUUCCUAUAUGGCAGGCUCUGCUGCUCCGCCUCCGAUCUUGACGAUAAUAUAAUAAUUUACAUAUUAAAGACUGAAAAUUAA
Messenger RNA from Protopolystoma xenopodis, 483 nucleotides. NCBI's taxonomy places the organism in Eukaryota, Metazoa, Platyhelminthes, Monogenea, Polystomatidea, Polystomatidae. The record is from the annotation of a GenBank genome assembly.